GUCCAUGGUGAGGCAGUCAUACCUGCCUCAUUAAACCCAGGGCCCGCGGAUGACACUAGAGCCCAGAAUGCCUUCCAGCUUACCACAACCUGUUAGUCCAGUGUGUUAUGCAUGCGUCUGCCGUCGUCUUUACUAGUGUUUAGCUGGCUGACAGGGUCGCGCCCUCUUGUACGUCUGGUUCCACUUAAUUCAUCCGCGAAAGAAAACACCUGUCAUGUGGGUGUGCUAUCCUGCGUGGGGCCACGCACAGGGUAAAAGCUGUGCAAAGUCAGGAACAGGAAGAAGUUCAGAGGGAAUAGAGGAAGGACGAAGUGUAUCCCAAUGGGAUUUGAGGGCUACAGGGAAGCCCCAGUAGUAAGGUGUUGAGAGGUCACUUUAGGCAGGGAUGAGAUCCAUUUUACAACUGACAGAGUUUCUAGAUCAUCCGAGCUGUCCUGAAGGAAUGCGUUCUCAGUUUCAGGGUUGAGUCCAGGAGGGGAGGUCACUGGUUGGGGGGGGGUCCCUCCCAAUGGGAGCAUGAUUCAGGGCUAGGUCUGCAUGCCCAGGGCCUGACUUCUGUUCGUGCCUCUCUGGGCAAUGUGUGGAGCUUGUGGCAGAUACAUAGGGGAGAAGCCAUUGAACCUGAGGCCCAGAGACAGAAAGUAACUUACUUGAACUGCAAAAACCAUGGGCCGCUCUGGAUUGUGAAGCCGAUGCCAAAAACCAAGAUGGCCUUGAAGAGUGCUCUGCUCACCCCCACCCCCACACACACCUUGGUGGAGGGUGGUGGAUAUGGAGAAAGUUCUGUGGACUGGAACUCAGGGAUCCUUCUGCCUUAGCCCUGGGGCUGGAACGGCAGUUAUGUAGCAGGUUUUUACUGCUGAGGACCUGGACCCGCUGGGAGGCUUGCCAUGGUAACAGAACAGGAGGUAGAGGCCAUAGGGAAAGCCCUAGUGGACUCCACGCAGCCCCUGCAGGCCCGCUUCCGUGCCCUGUUUACCCUGCGGGGACUUGGUGGCCCCGAUGCUAUCUCCUGGAUCAGCCGAGGCUUUGGGGACAGCUCUGCCCUUCUGAAGCACGAGCUAGCCUACUGCCUGGGCCAGAUGAGGGACCCACGAGCCAUCCCUGUGCUGGUGUCUGUCCUGCAGGACAGGAACCAGGAGCCCAUGGUGCGUCAUGAGGCAGGGGAAGCACUGGGGGCGAUUGGUAACCCGGAAGUUCUAGGCCUCCUGAAGCAGUAUUCCACCGACCCAGUGGUUGAGGUGGCUGAGACGUGCCAGCUCGCUGUUAGGCGUCUAGAGUGGCUACAGCAGCACCCGGGGGAGGCCACAUGUGCAGGACCCUACCUCUCAGUAGACCCUGCACCCCCUGCGGCAGAAGGUGAUGUGGGGCGGCUGCGGGAGACCCUGCUGGAUGAGGCGCAGCCACUCUUCGAGCGUUACCGUGCCAUGUUUGCCCUGCGCAAUGUGGGUGGCAAGGAGGCUGCCUUGGCCCUGGCUGAAGGCCUGAAGUGUGGCAGUGCGCUCUUCCGACACGAGGUGGGCUAUGUGCUAGGUCAGCUGCAGCACGAAGCAGCCGUGUCUGAACUGGCAGCCACAUUGGCACGGACCACUGAGAGCCCCAUGGUACGACAUGAGUGCGCAGAGGCCCUGGGUGCCAUCGCCAGGCCUGCUUGCCUGGCUGCACUGCGGGAGUACAUCACGGACCCUGAGCGAGUGGUGCGGGAGAGCUGCGAGGUAGCACUGGACAUGUACGAGUAUGAAAAUGGCCAGGACUUCCAGUACGCAGACGGGCUCGAGCGCCUGAGGCCACCGCCCUGACAUGGCACCCGGCUCACCCAGCAGCACCCAGGACUCUGCCCGGCACCUGGUCACCUGCUGGGACUAUCACCUGUCCUGUGCUCUGGGGCUGCCUCCCCCGCCCACCACGGCCCUGGCCACAUGGACUGUGUGGCCCUCUGCUGGCUGUGCCUCCCAUCUAGAUUAGGGAGCAAGUAGCCAAGGGAGGGGCCUUGCUUCCCACUCUGUGUUCCUGCCCUGCUGGGUGCUGGUGGGCAGUGCCACCCCAUGCUGUCUGCUCUGUGAUUCUGUCCCUCGCGCCCUCCACACCAGCACAGAUGGCAGUGCAGAAGCUUGCGGGCAUUAGGAAUGACUCAGCUCAGGAAGCUGUGGGGAAAGUUGUGGGGCCUGGGGCAGGGGUGAUGGUUCUGAGUCCAUAGGGGUCAGGCGUGGGGGGGUGCACCUCACAUCUGGGUCAAGCAGGGAGCACAAGCCAGUUCCAGGGUGCUGCAUGAAUAAAAUAAGUUAUUUCUCACAA
This is a messenger RNA of Rattus rattus (black rat), 2295 nucleotides long. It is a transcript of the gene Dohh, whose product is annotated as deoxyhypusine hydroxylase. Gene Ontology annotation, molecular function: deoxyhypusine monooxygenase activity. Bases 891 to 1799 code for a protein of 302 amino acids. Gene Ontology annotation, biological process: peptidyl-hypusine biosynthetic process. The transcript is spliced from 5 exons. Lineage: Eukaryota; Metazoa; Chordata; Mammalia; Rodentia; Muridae. The record is from RefSeq and is a predicted model, not a curated record.